Messenger RNA from Sclerotinia borealis F-4128, 1377 nucleotides. The record is from the annotation of a GenBank genome assembly. Lineage: Eukaryota; Fungi; Ascomycota; Leotiomycetes; Helotiales; Sclerotiniaceae.
AUGGCGACAAUGAAUACUUCUAGCUCUGGAGGAACGGGAAUCUCGGAAUUCCUUUAUGAAUGGCUGGAUGACAUAUUCAUGAUACAGCUUUGCCGCGAGAUCUAUGUGCCAUUUUUGGGUCAAUUGCCCCUGAGGAUAAUUCUCAUCACGGUGGGCUUCUCUUUCCUGAUAAUCAGGGAUGUGAUGAAAGAUAAGUGGCACAAGGCGGAGAUAAUGAAGUAUGAGGAGGAUAAAAAGGAGUGGGAACUCGAUAGAGAUCGAAUUCUAGAUAUCGCCGAGCCAAUGUUAGCAGGUGGAAAACGCAAUAGCUCGGCUUCUACACAACAGGUAUCUGGUCCAGAAAUGACCAUCAGUCAGCUUUAUAUCUAUCCCAUAAAGUCCAUUAGAGGAUGCUCUCUUCCCUCGGCCACCCUCACCAAAGAUGGAUUUGCCUACGAUCGAAAGUUCAUGCUCCUUAAAGUCCACAACAAGGACUCCAAAUGGGGUCGCUAUCAAAAUAUGCACGUGUCUCAUCACCCUGAAAUGGUCCUGUUCCAUACAUCCAUCAAACACUCAACUCUCUAUAUUACCCAUCAUGCACCUGACUAUGCCGAGUAUCCAAACGAGGAACGUCCAACAUUAGAAAUAGAGCUAUCACCUUCAACCUUCUCCAAUCUCAACAAAGUUGAAGUCGAUAUGCAUAAAAGUUCAACUUCCGCGUACGACAUGGGUCCCAAGUACAACGAAUGGUUUACAAAAUAUUUCGGGUAUGAAGUUAUCCUCGCCUAUGCUGGCAGUAACCGACGACUUGUUCUUGGAAAUCUUCCUGGAAGACCAGCAACUGAUGGUCCGAUGAUUCUAACACCCAUCAAGAAACUCUUGCAAUAUAUGCCCAUAAUUAACUCACUAGUUUCGAAGAAGGAUGAUGAGAAAAUUGCCUUUAAUGACUGUGCUCCCUACCUCGUUAUCACGGAAGCUUCAUGUGUCGAUGUCUCAAACCGUUUACCCGGCGAUACCGAAAUGGACAUCACGAAAUUCCGCGCCAAUAUCAUCAUAUCCGGUUUGCAAUCCGCAUAUGAUGAAGAUUACUGGGGUGGAUUAACAUUUGGUUCCUCUCAAAACAAAGAAAUCAUCCUUACGGCCAAUUGCGGAAGAUGUGUAUCUCUAAAUGUCGAUUAUGAAAAAGGAAUUGGAGCGCCUAAAGGAGAAGGGGUAUUAAAGUUGUUGAUGAAAGAUAGAAGAGUAGAUGAGGGAAUGAAGUAUAGUCCUAUUUUUGGAAGAUAUGGAUUUGUGGGAAAUGGGGAUGAGGGGAAGGUAUUGAGGGUUGGGGAUGAGGUCAGAGUUUCCAAGAGGAAUGAGGAAAGAACGAGAUUUUAUUGGCCGGGACUUUCGACAUGA